Annulohypoxylon maeteangense is the source of this 1856-nucleotide messenger RNA. Its product is annotated as cyclophilin-like protein. Gene Ontology annotation, molecular function: peptidyl-prolyl cis-trans isomerase activity. Gene Ontology annotation, biological process: protein folding; protein peptidyl-prolyl isomerization. The transcript has a single exon. The coding region runs from base 77 to 1672 and encodes 531 amino acids. Lineage: Eukaryota; Fungi; Ascomycota; Sordariomycetes; Xylariales; Hypoxylaceae. The record is from RefSeq and is a predicted model, not a curated record. Gene Ontology annotation, cellular component: catalytic step 2 spliceosome.
UCAAACGUUCACAUCAACAACGUCCAAUUGUCACCGGCUAUUACUGGACAGCCGAUACUCUGGGCUACGAAGAAAGAUGUCAUCCAUCUAUAAUCUCGAGCCGCAGCCUACGGCUUCGCUGAUUCUUAAUACAACACAAGGCGACUUGUCAGUUGAACUCUUCGCAAAACAGACCCCACUCACAUCGCGAAAUUUCCUCCAGCUAUGUCUAGACGGAUACUACGAUAACACGAUAUUUCAUCGACUAGUCCCUGGGUUCAUCAUACAAGGAGGAGAUCCAACUGGGACAGGCAACGGAGGCGAGUCCAUAUACGAUGGCGGCGCGUACAGCGGAGAUCUGGAUCCGUGGCCCAUGGACCAGCGUCGCGGGCAAAAUGCUGGACCGACAGGCAUAAAUUUUAAAGAUGAAUUUCAUUCACGAUUGAAGUUCAACCGUAGAGGAUUGCUGGGUAUGGCGAACGAAAGCAAACCAGACACCAACGCCAGCCAAUUCUUUUUUACCUUGGACAAGGCAGAGGAGCUGAACAACAAAAAUACAGUAUUCGGGAGGAUAGUGGGUGAUACAAUCUAUAAUCUAGCACGCAUAGGCGACGGAGAGGUAGCAGAAGGAACUGAUCGACCUCUCUACCCAGUCAAAAUUACGGGUGUCGAAAUUCUAGUUAACCCUUUUGAUGACAUGAAGAAACGAGAACGGAUAGCGAAACGCACACACGAAACAUCCUCGACCGGAAAGAAAAAGAAAGUGAAAUCUAAGGCAGGGAAAAAAUUGUUAAGUUUUGGUGAUGAAGAGGGUGAUGACGACGCACCAGUCCUAAAAAAGGCAAAGUUUGACUCUCGAAUUGUUAUGGAUGUGGACGAGGAACCGACGCCUACACUCAAGCCGCCCAAGACAAGCACCAAGAAGGAGAAUAAGACUGCCAAGUCAAUCCCAGUCCGCGAGCUUCAGACUGACACAAAAUCGGAAGCAAACCCGCCUCCUCCACCAGCUAAGAGUAAACCUGACCCCGUCCAAUAUGAAUCAUCUCCAGAGCCGGAACCCAAGAAGUCUGCAUUAGAGCGAGCCAACGAGGAGAUAGCAGCAUUGAAAGCGUCUAUGAAACGGACAAUACACUCUGAGCCAGUCCAAGAGGUUAAGAAGACAGCAUUCGAACAAUUGAUCCCAGAGACUUCUACCCGUGGUCGGAAAAGAAGACGAGGCGGCGAGGGAGUUGCUGAAAAUAAUGAUCUAUUAUUACUCCAGGCCUUCCGCUCCAAGCUUGGCCAAGCAGGGCCUGAGAAAGAGCAACCAAAUGUUCCCGCGGGUGAAGAUAGCGUAGACCAAGGUUUAGGUGAUCAAGAUGAGGAAGCGGAACUCUGCGAUUUACAUUUUAUUGCCAACUGUCAAAGUUGCAAUUCUUGGGACAAGGCCGAGAACGAAGACAGCGAUGAUGAGGGAUGGAUGUCACAUUCUCUCAGUUUUGCAGCUGAUAAGCUUGGUAAAGAUCUAUCAUACCGAAAGAAGGCUGAGGAGGAAUUGGUUGUCAUUGAUCCACGAGAGAAGGCCCGGACGCUCAAGGAGGAAAAGAGAGCUCAAAGAGAGGCACAGUCUGGAAACUCGGGCAGAGAAUGGGAUCAAGCAAGAAAUGCUAAAUUGGCAAGAGCAUCGGCUCUCGCUGGCAGAGGAGCCAAAUAAUACCUACCUUUGCUAGAAACCUUUCAUGUUGCUUAAAAAUCUGAAAUGACCAUGAUACCCUAGGUAGAUUAUGCUACCGACUUUUGAUAUUGAACAUUGAAGCAACUUCUGAAGACAUGUGCAUUCCUAUCAAGUGUACACAAAUACUAUGGGGUAUACCUACCUAGUAUUGGCAGUUCUAUCU